CCUCGAGGCAUAGACAAGAAAGAAGCUGACCAGCGGUGCAGAUACCCAUUACACGUUACGGUUCCCUCUCAAGAGGCCUAUCAGCUACACACAAAAGCAGCUAGUAACCGACGAGGAGCUUAGCUACCUCUAACCGCCACGAUCUCCCCAAGCCUGAGACCGACUCUUGCUCUACGUCCCGCGACAGUAAAAGCCACCUUCUCCCGUAGCACUAACGUGACUACGGCAACCAUGAGCCAGCCAGGCUCUCCCAAGGCGCCCAAGGCGCCAUCAGCGCCAUCAACCCCCGGAUCAGGAGGAGAGACCUCCUUGAUCGCCGAGCAUGGUGGAUCUAUCGGUUCUCAGGAACCUCAAGAGCAGAAGGCGGUAAUGCCAGCUCACCAGGAACCGAUCACCACUGCUGAUGAGGGCAUCAAGAGUCCCUCAACCGUGGCCGAUGGUGGCAGUGAUGGCUCCAGUCUCCAAGUGGCCUCUCCCUCGCUGGCCUUGCCCCCUCGUCCCGAUGCCAAACAGCUUGGAGCCUCGCCACGAUACAACAUCAUCGGGGAGACUCUCUAUGGGGUCCCGGAAGAAGACACGGUUCGUGAGUUUGGAUUCCGUGCUGGCCAGAUGAACCGUGGUACGGGUGGCGACAAACAGAUCCCAGCCAACAACUUCACCAAGCAGCUCGAUCAUCUAUGGACUGAGUCCUACGAGCUAGGCAAGCUCUCUAACGGCAACGCUGCAACGAAGCUAGAAAUCGUUCGCAAGAAUUACGACUGGGCCCCACUGAUCAAUGUCUACACACAGACACCUGAGAAUCCAAAGGGAACCUUCGACCUCGAGUACGCCCGAAAGACGAUCGAGUCGGCACUUGACACCAUGAAGAUUACAACCAAUUGGGUCUGUAACCACCCUAAGGAAUGGCAGAAAAUCGUCAUAGACGUUCCUGCCCCUAUCGCCAUCGCCUGUCAGGAAUUCCCUGAUCUGGCUGAGCGCUAUGCCGAGCUGAAGCAGGCCGCCUUCCUUGCGAAGAAUUACCAGCCCUAUCGCAAUGCCAAAGGAUACAUCAACAAGCAGCUUCGCUCCAUGGCACGCCGUUGAUAUCCCCAAUUUAUGUCACCAAAACGGAUCGGUCCCC
Molecule: messenger RNA, 1120 nt
Organism: Aaosphaeria arxii CBS 175.79
Lineage: Eukaryota; Fungi; Ascomycota; Dothideomycetes; Pleosporales
Exons: 3
Coding region: 232-1083 (283 amino acids)
Source: RefSeq, a predicted model, not a curated record